CUAUAACCAUAUCUUUGAGAGAACGAUCAGUAUGAAUUAUUAAUAGAAUCAGUAAAUUCCAUAUAUAGGCAGCAACAUAUCAAGUCAACGCCACUCAAGAAAGAAAACAUGACAUCACUUCCACGUCACAUUCCAAUAUGUCCAUUUCCUUUAAGAAGGUAUUCACACACCAAUUCCCUAUCAUAACAAUCUUAACUCUUUUCAUUUUCUUCCUCUCUUCAAAACUUUCCAAAAAAGAAAAACAAAACAAUCAACACUAUGUAUCGAUACAACAAUCAUCAUCAUAUGGAGGAAAACACUUCUAGUAGUAAUUAUAUGUACAACCAUUUUCCAUUUACUACUUCACAAACAUUGCCACUAGCCUCUACUUUACCACCUCCACCUUUGUCAAUUCCUUCAGUACAUAAUACUAUUGAAUUUGACUCAAUAUCCCCAUUGAAGUCAGAAUUUUGUAACUAUAAUAGUAGUAGUAGUUGUAGUAGUUAUGGUUCUCCAGCUACAAGUUAUAAUAAUGAUCCAACAAGUUUGAUUCAAAGAAGCAUAAGCAGUCACUCACUACUUGUCAAGAAUAUGGAAGGAUUUUGCCCAAUUGUUUCUUCACCAACUGGUUUUCAUGACUCAGAAACCCCUAGCUCCGUCAGGAAAGUUUUAAGCACCGGCGAUUUGCAGGUAAUGCACCUGAUGCAGUAUAAUAAUUACCGUUCAGAAAGUCCAUUAUCCAGUGAGAGUAACAGCAUAAUUGAAGGAAUGAAUAAAGCUUGCAAAUACAGUCCACAAGAGAAGAAAGAACGCAUUGAAAGAUACAGAAGCAAGAGAAAUCAAAGAAAUUUUAACAAGAAGAUUAAGUAUGAGUGCAGGAAAACUUUAGCAGAUAGUAGACCUCGGAUAAGAGGAAGAUUUGCAAGAAAUGAUGAAAUUGAGACGAAUCAUCACCAGAAUGAAUAUUGGAAUCAAUCAAGAUUAGAGGAAUUAGGAGAAGAGGAUGAUGAGAAUUGGAUUGGAUUUCUUGACGCCUUUAUUCCAUAAUCAUAUGUAAUUAUAUUAAGGGAAGAAAAUAUUCAAAAAGUAAAAGAGUUCCUCAAGUUUUAAUGUUAAGGAACUCCUCCAUUCUGUGGUAGUUAUUGUUUCCUCGUUUAAUUAGUGAUGUUUAAUUAAGAAUUUAUUUUAGAAUUUAAAUUGGAUUAGUGAUGUUAUGUAAA
Capsicum annuum is the source of this 1199-nucleotide messenger RNA. RefSeq names its product two-component response regulator-like APRR5. The transcript has 3 exons. The record is from RefSeq and is a predicted model, not a curated record. Gene Ontology annotation, molecular function: protein binding. NCBI's taxonomy places the organism in Eukaryota, Viridiplantae, Streptophyta, Magnoliopsida, Solanales, Solanaceae. Gene Ontology annotation, biological process: regulation of flower development. Gene Ontology annotation, cellular component: nucleus. Bases 259 to 1026 code for a protein of 255 amino acids.